Siniperca chuatsi (mandarin fish) is the source of this 3647-nucleotide messenger RNA. RefSeq names its product adrenoceptor alpha 1D (gene adra1d). The coding region runs from base 1217 to 2725 and encodes 502 amino acids. Gene Ontology annotation, cellular component: membrane. Gene Ontology annotation, biological process: cell-cell signaling; phospholipase C-activating G protein-coupled receptor signaling pathway; adenylate cyclase-activating adrenergic receptor signaling pathway. The transcript is spliced from 2 exons. The record is from RefSeq and is a predicted model, not a curated record. NCBI's taxonomy places the organism in Eukaryota, Metazoa, Chordata, Actinopteri, Centrarchiformes, Sinipercidae. Gene Ontology annotation, molecular function: alpha1-adrenergic receptor activity.
AACAGCAAUGUGUGCAUUCGGGCUCAGGGUAUUUCGUCAGUGAAUUCCAAAAGAGAUUAUGUCUAAACCACAAUCAUCAUGGAACAAUCAGCAGAAUGUAUGCAACAGUAGUGCAGUCUCAGCAGAAACUGUAGUACUGUCUUCUGUAAAUCUGGCGAUGGACUCACUUCUUAGAUACAGUAAUAUUAUAUCAACAUGGCUGCCAGAAUAUCUUUGAUUGCUUUUCACCAUUACAUGUUUGAAACCCUGUGUUGCUACAGACAAAGUGGUAAGUCUGCAUCCUCGGAUGGUGUUUUCUCAUGCAGGGCUUGUUUGUCCGCUCUGUGACUCUGCCUCUUGACCUUUACUCUCCUCCAGGCUCCCUGGUGGUUUGUACAGGCCUGUCCUUCUACUUAAGCUGUGCAUACAAGGCCUGUGGAUGGCAGCUGCAGUGUCACUGGGAAACUUCACAGCUUUGCCUGAAGGCACUCCAGUGAACAGAACUGACUUGUUCUGUUCUGUUUAGAGGAUCUGACUGAUGCUGCUUUGUCUUAUCUUUACAGGUUGGAAGAGGGGUUGUUUUAGGUAGCCGAUAUAGAGUUUGUUUUUCUUCAACUAACUAUCAUUAUACAUAGAUAUACAAAAAUCUAUAAGGCAUUUAACUCCUGUUGAUGAAAACGAGUCAGAUACAGAUAUAAAAAGUGGCAGACCUGUUUCAAUUGGUGUGUCAUAUAGAAUUCGUGACCAGAUUUAAAGUGACGCUCCCUUGUGGAGACCAUGAACGCAACAGUAAAUAUGUGACGUGUGGGUGGAGCUGUGGGUUCAGUGCAGCUGUACCAGCCCUGACUCUGUGAUCAGUUACAAAGGAUGCCACCAGUGGAAAACCAUCACAUGGAAGAAAUGCGUGAAAAUGGAGCUGAAUGUAUUUGAUUUUUUGUUAUUAUAUAUUGUAUUGUAUUUACUUCCCGCAGAAUCAAAACCUCAAUUGUUUUUUGAAUGAGAAUAUCUCUGUUUUGGCAAACAAGUUUCCUUAUCAUGCAUGCAUUUGCCUAUAGGCUUAGUUGUAUGGAGUUUCCAUUUUUAUUUGUAUUUUUCAAAUAUCCUUCGCUGGACAUGUAGAAAAUGUUGACUGCGAGGACGCCCGCAUGUCUUGCUGGUGAGAGAGACUGAAAACAAUGCCCGACACGCUGCUUUCUUUAGAAAACUUACUCUAAAGUUCUCUUUAUGGCGUUUCAAAAUGACAGACUCUAACUUGAGGAACGAAAGCAACUAUGGGAUCUAUUUUGUUGAAGCUUUCAACGGAUCCGUUUUGGACCAAACAUUUAAAAACGACAGCAUCACGACAUGCACGAACUUCAUUAUGGACCCGCAAGUUAUCGGGGUUGGGAUCAUUCUCUCCAUUUUUAUUUUGGUGGCAAUUGUUGGGAACAUUUUGGUUAUCCUGUCUGUCGUGUGCAAUAAACAUUUGCAGACUGUCACAAACUUCUUCAUUGUCAACUUAGCCAUGGCAGACCUGCUGUUGAGCAUUAUCGUGCUGCCUUUCUCUGCAUCUCUGGAGGUUCUGGGAUGCUGGGUGUUUGGCCGGGUUUUCUGUAACAUCUGGGCUGCGGUGGAUGUGCUCUGCUGCACCGCAUCCAUCCUCAGCCUCUGCAUCAUCUCCGUAGACCGGUACAUAGGUGUUAAACACUGCCUGAAAUACCCAAGUAUUAUGACAGAGAGGAAGGCAGUGGCUAUUUUAGUCCUAGUUUGGGUAUCAUCCACGGUCAUCUCUGUCGGACCGCUGCUGGGAUGGAAGGAACCGCCGCCUGUGGACGACAGCAUCUGCAGGAUCACAGAGGAGCCGGGCUACGCGCUCUUUUCCUCUCUCUUCUCUUUCUACCUCCCGCUCAUGGUCAUCCUCAUCAUGUAUUUUAGGGUCUACGUGGUGGCCCGCAGGACUACCAAGAGCCUAGAGGCGGGCGUCAAACGAGAGAGAAAUAAGUCGAUAGAAGUGGUCCUCCGGAUACACUGUCGCAGCGUGCUGGAGGACGCGCGCUCGUCCAGCUCAAAAAGCAGCAAAAACCACCCGUUUCGAAGUUCGCUGUCAGUGCGGCUGAUGAAGUUCUCCCGGGAGAAAAAGGCGGCUAAAACCCUCGCCAUCGUUGUGGGAAUGUUCAUCUUGUGUUGGCUGCCCUUUUUCUUCUUUCUGCCCAUGGGUUCCUUCUUCCCGGCACUGAAACCAUCCGAAACUGUGUUCAAGGUGAUCUUCUGGCUGGGCUACUUCAACAGCUGCAUCAACCCCAUGAUCUACCCCUGCUCCAGCAAAGAGUUCCAGCGAGCUUUCACUCGGCUUCUCAGGUGCCAGUGUCACCAAAGACAGAGGGUCCUGCGUCGCUUCUAUGACCAGAGGUGGCGGACAGCUGUCAAGGAAAUGACAAGGGAUCAGAGGGGAGACUAUAAGCCUGGCUAUGCUGUGCAUGAAUCCUAUGGCAGCUCUUUGUUACACAAGGGGAAAGGGCGCUCGCUAGGUUUCAAGAGAUGGAGCCUGUUUCCACCACUGCAAAAGUCCUCCUUCCAGCUCAAAGAGAAAGUGAACAAUCUGUCAAAUAAAAUCAAGGGAGGGACAGGAAAAAGUACCACACCUACAGUGGGCCGGAUUGAUAUAGUAGACACAGUCUCUAUGGGAAUUUACAACUCCUGCGAGCAGAGCAGUUAUCAGUUCUAUGAUCUGUCAGACUGCUAUGGCCUGAAAGAAACUGACAUUUAGAGGAGAACCAGACAAUUUUUUUAUUUAUUUUCAAAGGGUCAUAUUGGACCAACAUGCAAGAAAGACUGUGAUAGCACAAAAUUUUGUGUUUACAAAAUAUCAGAGAAUCCAAGCUGUGAACUGAGAACGAUGGCUUGAUCCCAGCACAAAGAGGACUACAACUUUAUCUCAAUCCCCUCAUCCCCAUCAUGUUUAUUUAAGAUGAAACUUCUUGUGAGCUGCUUAAAGCCACAUUUUGGAAGUGGACACAAAAGUAGCCAACUCCUUGACUUAAUGUGACUGCUGUCACUUGGAAGGACUGUGCAUCGACAUUACACAGCCCACAGUGGACAGGUGUACGCACUUUCGGCAAGACAUUUAACAUAAGCCUCAUUAUUACUGUUACACUCAUUUCUUUAAAUUUUCCAUGUCUGUAACUAUUAGCCAACUGACACUGUGUGGUGACUCCCAAUGAAUUGUGACUGCUUUGUUUGAUAUUCAGCUGAUUUUAAACAAAAAAUACAACUGUAAUGGAUUGAAACAAAUAUUUUGAAACUCUAACAGAGCAAAGUUUGUCAUAUGUGCAAUUUUUUAUUGUUGCAAGAAUGUCUGGAUUUAAUCAAAUGUAAUGUCAGAAUUGAUUAUGAUACUUCAUCUGCCAUUUUUCUGUUUUGACAAGGCAUUGUAAAGAUAAGAUGCCAGCUAAGAAUAAAGAUGCUGCACAGUAUUUAUUCUAACUGUUAACGGUUAAAAGUUAACUUGGCAUUGAUAUGUACAAUGGUUUAAAUAAAAACCCAUGAGUCUACUUGGACCACCAAACUGUAAUUUGCAUUGCCAAGUGAGUGAGUGCUAAUGUGAAAUGAACAUGCUUUUUUUUUUGCAUUUUCCAAUGUUAAGUUUGUUUAUGUAAGAUGAAAAGCAAAAUAAAAUGGAGAGAAAACAA